Molecule: messenger RNA, 705 nt
Organism: Aspergillus mulundensis
Lineage: Eukaryota; Fungi; Ascomycota; Eurotiomycetes; Eurotiales; Aspergillaceae
Exons: 2
Coding region: 1-705 (234 amino acids)
Biological process (GO): mycotoxin biosynthetic process
Source: RefSeq, a predicted model, not a curated record
AUGGGCAUCCUACCUCUCCUCAAGCUCCCCCUCUUGACUCUCUCCUUAACCCUCCUCGCCUUCUUCCUCCUGACCUAUCACCAAUACCCCCGGAUCCAAAGCACCCUAUGCCAAAGCCAAACCACGCCAAACACCCGCAAAUCCCCCCUGGACCCCGAGGCGAAUCUCAAAACAUUCUUUCCGGCCGCCCCCUCCCCAAACGACAACCUGCUCUCGGACGCCCGCCUCACCGCAAACGGCGGCUUUUUCAUGGCCCAGGCCCAGGCCCAGGACAGCACCAAGCCCAACGCAAAAGCACACGGCUACGGCGUCUCGAUGCUGCACCAAUCCCACUGCAUCGACAUGCUGCGCGCCGCGCUGUUCACCCCACAAACACAAAACGGACACGAACACCACGCCGCGCAUCUUCAACCCAGACGCGACGGCCUCCGCGAGCUCGACGUCCUUGACGCAGAGCACCUGGGCCAUUGUCUGGAUUACAUCGCGCAGGGCAUCGUGUGCUGCGCGGACGACACGCUCGAGCCGCGGGUCCUGGACCCCGAGAGGAAGGUCGCUGUUAUCAAUGGGAUGGGCGUGAGGCAUCGGUGUCGGGAUGCACGCGGGGUCCUGGAGGCUGUGGGUCGGUCGCAGAGGGAGCCGGUGCGGUUGGCGAGGGAGAUUGUGGGCGGGGAGACGGUGAGGGGGGUGCUGGGGUUGGAGGGCUGA